This is a messenger RNA of Culex quinquefasciatus (southern house mosquito), 1971 nucleotides long. RefSeq lists its product as uncharacterized. Lineage: Eukaryota; Metazoa; Arthropoda; Insecta; Diptera; Culicidae. The record is from RefSeq and is a predicted model, not a curated record. The transcript has 5 exons. Bases 461 to 1252 code for a protein of 263 amino acids.
CGGAACGAGGGGGAAGGCCAAAAAGAGGUUUUCUGUUCAGUUCGCUGGUGGCCAUCGUCUCGUCGAGGGAGGUGGAAAAUUCUGUGUGGUUGGUUAAUCGCGUUUGUGUUCAAGGCUUCGGGUUUUCUCUUCGUGUGGUCACUUCCGGGAAUAGCACGCCUAGUGGUUCCCGCCCGAGCGCAGGUUCCGGAACGGUCCCCAGAAAACUUCUCUCUUUCCCCGUGAAGGCCAGUAGCACGGCAGCGGCGCAACCACGUCGAACUUCGGCGCGGACGGUGAGCACGUGGGUGGACGCGAAGCCGUAAAAGCAGAAGCAGGUGCCCCGGCAGCAGGGCAAUCGGGAUCGCCGCCCAAAACGGCAGAUUGUGAACGGCUUUGCAAACACUCGUCGGACGUCAGCGCGAAAACCAACAACAAACGGCCACCGGACGAGAACAGCGAGCACCGCCGGGAACGCAGCAUGUCGUCCAGUUGUUGCGGGACAAAGAAGCAAAAGCUCAACGGGAACUACUCGGCGAACGGGCACUGCUCGGGCGAGGGGGGCAGCAACGGAACCGCCAUGAACGGCCACAACGGGUACCUGACCAAUGGUCACGGGAACGACGUGGGCCACUCGUCGAUGGGCGCCCAGAUGCCGGAGAUGUGCUUCUACUGCUUCGAGGUGCUGUACCGGGAGCUGAACAACCUGGAGGAACCUCGUACUCCGUCCUUCACCAACGAUCCAUUCCCAUUGUUUGUUACCUGGAAAAUUGGGAAGGACCGGCGUUUGCGCGGAUGUAUCGGAACAUUCAGCGCAAUGCGUCUUCACUCAGGUCUUCGAGAAUACGCAAUAACAAGUGCUUUAAAGGACUCGCGCUUCUCGCCGAUCACGCGGGACGAGAUCCAAAGACUGACCGUGUCGGUGUCGAUCCUGCAGGGCUUCGAGGAGGCCCGCGGCUACCUGGACUGGACACUGGGCACGCACGGCAUCCGGAUAGAGUUCUACAACGAACGGGGCUCGAAGCGGACCGCGACCUACCUGCCGCAGGUCGCCACCGAGCAGGGCUGGGACCAAACGCAAACGAUCGACUCGCUGCUGCGCAAGGGCGGCUACCGGGCCGCCAUCACGCCGGAGACGCGUCGCUCGAUCAAGCUGACGCGCUACACGUCCCAGGAGUGCCACAUGACGUACGGGGAGUACCGCGACCUGGUGGAGGGCCGUGGCGUCUCGGGACAAUCGCAGUACAACGUGCCCGGUAAAGUGCAAUGCUAACAACACGUCUUUUAUCUGCCUCCACCACGACCUCCGCCGCAACAUCAACAACAACAACAACAACAGCUACAUCACUACCAGCAGCCGUUGCAAAGUCUGCAACCGUCGCCUAUCUGUCACCAGCAGCCGAUGGCAUGGAGCGGAACUCCGGCCACCGGUGGUGCUGGUGGAUCGUUCUCCUCUUCCUCGUCCUUGUGCUCGUCCUCAUCGUCCUCGCCUUUGUCCUUGCCGUCGUACUCGCCGCCAGGGAUGAUCCCCCACCACCAUCAAUCCUAUCAGCCCAGUUUCCAUCCCCCGUUCCAGUUCCAUCCGGUUCCGCCGCAGGCCCCGUUCCUUCCGCCACCGGCAGCAGCUCCCCAGCAACCCCGAUCCCGCUAUUUUCACUAAACCGCCGCAGCAGCAGGCGGUGUGAUUCAGGCAGAUAAAAAGAUACCAAAACACAGACACACAGUUCUAAUAAUACCUAAAUAUAUAAAUAUACGAGGAGAGGAAGAGCGGUGGCCACCUGCAUGACGAAAGUGUCCACCCGGACGGCUUGCUAGGGCACCGACGAGGUAGAUUACGGAAGCAACAAAUGAAAGCGGUAACUAAAUGUUCAUUAAUCUAAAAAGAAAUACUAACUAAAUAGUACUAAUAACAUAUAUUGCGAUGAUAGCAAGAAGAGAAAUAAUAUUUUAAAUUAACAGAAGAGAUAAAAUACAAACACUUUUUGAAUCGAG